CCACGAAGUUUGGCUUUAUAGCGGGCGAAGAACACGUAUAAAGGUGUUCAGGUCUAAGUAACCCAACGGAACUUGGACUUCCGGUAGCUUAACUCGUGGUUAUUGAAAUGCCGUGAUCUACUCGGAAGAAAACAAGGCAACAUGAGCUCAACUGUAAAUGUCAUGAUUCCGUACGCUAAGCUGUCGAGAAGAGAUAGUCCCUCAAACAGUCUGGAUUGUAAAAUUUUACCAAAUCAUCCUAUUCAUCAAGGGCCUUCUGAUCUCCUACCAGAUAAUUACAUCCCAUUCAAGCCUUUCUUUCUUCCAUCAUUAACAUUUGAUUCCGAAGUAGUUUCUUAUUCAUUAUCAGUACCUAAACCAACAAUUACUCUAACACCUGCAGUUAAAAAAUUUGCCUCAUCCCCAUUUAACAUAGGAAUUGGUUAUUGUAAUAACAGGCUCAUAUCUCAAGAACAGAAAAAUGUGAGUUUAAUGCCAAGAGAUAAGAAAGUACUGGAGAUUACUGCAGGUGAUUGUUCAGAAGAAGAAGACGUAAAAACAAAGGAGUCAUCUUCACCUCUUCAUUCAAGCAGAUUAAAUAAAUCAAGCAGUUAUUCCAAUAGUAAUAUUAUUCCAUGUGGUUGGGGUACAUCUCCUAUGAAUGGAUCAAACAGAGUUGCCAUGACUGGCAGCUCUAACCCAGUAACAGAAGAUUUAAAAUGGUUGGCUAAUGUAGGUACAGUUAACCAGAAUCACUCUUUAUCACCCUCUCAAUCAUCAGUAAUACAUUUGUCUGACCCUCCUGGACUGCCAGCUUCAUUCAUCCACUCAGACUUUGGUAGCCUGUUCCAUUCACCAGCUUCAUUGAGAAGUGAUUUAAAUGAUCAAAGAUUUUAUAGUUCACAAUUUCAAUUCUCAAACCAUCACACACCACAUUCACCUUCUCUUUCUGGGACCAGCAUAAAUAAUAAAAGCUCACAACUUACAACUUACAAUUCUCUCUAUCCUGCUUAUUCUAACUGUGCACCUAGUUUAGGUCGUCAACAUUUCUUUUCAUCAGAAUCUUAUCCUGUAGUUCUUCCAAAAGGUGGUAGCCAUACUCUAAGUGUGACAAAUCAUCCUUUAGUACAGCCCCAGUCAACUGUUGCUCUUAGUCACUCAAUUUCUGUACCUAGUCACCUAACACAAGUUAGACAUAAUUAUGUGCCAACAGCAAGCCCUUGUGAGCAGCAGGGACCUUUGAUACAAACAAGAUCUCAUUAUCUUGUCGAACCUAGCCAAUCUCUUGAAAGAAAGCACUACAUCAAUAAGUUGUCAUCUCGGUAUUCUCCAGUUUCAAGAAUGGAAGAUAAACAUAUUCCUUCCAAAUCAACUCCAGGUGAGGAAGUCCAGUUUCAACUGUCUAAACAUUCCGUGUCUAAUUCUUGCACUAAACAAGUGCCGUUAGACUCUAAGUUGUCCAGAGGUAUACCUCAGGGAAUGAGCUACAAGAUUCCAGCUGGUAAAGAAGGCAGUCUAAAACAUCGCAUUUUGAGGCCUUCAAAUAUACAUAUAACUGAACCACCAGCUUCUGCACUCCACAGUGCACCUCUCUCUGCCCCCCCAAUUCAUGGACAACGAGAUGAACUUCCAUCACCAAAACAACCUUGCCUGGGAACACCUGUGCCUCAAAGUAGCUUUUCUUCUUUUUCAUCACAUGCGGCUCAACGACUAAUUCCACCAAAACGAAAUGCAGUCUCUAAUGCAUUCAGUCCAUCCAAUGACAUGAUAUUUCAACAGGCCAACAGAUCUUCUACUUCUCAACUUCAUUAUCCAGUUUAUUUCAGAAAAGGGUCCAUCAUACAACUUGCAGAUGGACAGUUAAAGAAGGUGGAAAAUCUGGCAACUGAAGAUUUCAUACAUAGUGCUAGUCAGAGUGCUGAUCUUCGUAUAGACAGUAGCACUGUUGUAAAAAUAGAGGAAGUAACCAAUUCAGGUUCAGUCACAUUAGGGUUCUGUGUGGGGAACAGCCAGGUACAGGUAAGCGUAGAGGCACCAGUUGAGCAUCCUUUCUACAUUUUUCAGCAGGGUUGGUCAUCUUGUUCUCCAGAAAGAUCUCUUCACAGGUAUGGCUUGGUCUGUCAGAAACUGAAGAUUGGCGAUGUCUGUAUUUGUCUCACACAGAAGUUUAGUCCUGAUGUACAACUAGCCUUUAACCAGUUUUCCUCUCCUGGGACCUCUGCUGCAACUUUUACAGUGCCAAACUCAGUUUCUUGUGACUUGGCAAAAGCAUCAGUCCAUGUCUCUGUGGGGAAGGAUUUUAAUGGUCCUUCUUCAUCUAUUAGAUCUAGGAUUCCUUUACUAUCAUCUAAGAAAUCAACAUGUGCUACAACUACUGUCACAUUUUCAAGGCAGAGUCCCCUAGUUGCUACCACAAUUACAGCUCUUCACCCACAACGAAAGCGUCGUUGGUCUGCCCCAGACAUUAGGUCUGAAGCUAAAUAAUGUAAUCUGUAACUAUAUAUAACUACUAAUAUAAACUUAAGCUUAAAAAGAAGAAAAAUCUGUUUAACCUGUUGAUGUUGAUUUUGUACUCUAUCAUCAAAUAAUAAGAUUAUACAUACAUAUAUUCAGUUAAUGUAAUUUUUGGCUCACUGAGCUGAAACUUUGGUAAUGUGAAUGGAAUUUUAAAUAUCAAAAACAUAUUGGACAACACAUACGCAUAUAUAUAUACACAUAUGCCCACACCUUAAACUUUGCACUAAAAGAAAGCUCCAUAGAACAAGUAAAGAAUGAUAAGGUGGAACUAUAUUUUCAGGUGACUUAUUACGCACCAAAGCUGUUAUUAGUAAUAGAAUAAAAGGGAGAAAGGACAUACUAGGUUAGUAAACUCAUUUUGACAGGUAUAUUUAUGAAGGAGAGAUUGUUGAAAGAAUAUAUACUUGUUCAAUUUUGAAAAAGGGUUUGUUUGAGAGUUUACCACUUGUUAUUUUUCUAUAGCUGAAAGACUUGCCUAUAUAUAUAUAUAUAUACAUACUGAUGUGUAUAUAAUUAUUUAAAUAAUUGUAUUGUGCCUGUGUGGCUUCUGUAGAACCAGUGCUUUUUGUAUGACAUAAAUUAUCAA
Limulus polyphemus (Atlantic horseshoe crab) is the source of this 3082-nucleotide messenger RNA. RefSeq names its product ataxin-1-like. The coding region runs from base 142 to 2463 and encodes 773 amino acids. Lineage: Eukaryota; Metazoa; Arthropoda; Merostomata; Xiphosura; Limulidae. Gene Ontology annotation, biological process: regulation of DNA-templated transcription; anatomical structure development. Gene Ontology annotation, cellular component: nucleus. The transcript is spliced from 3 exons. The record is from RefSeq and is a predicted model, not a curated record. Gene Ontology annotation, molecular function: RNA binding; protein binding.